UGAAAUCCCAAAUUCAUUUAUAUAAUGAUGCGAAUAUCUUUCAUAAUAAUCCUAAUAUUUCUCGAGAAUUAUAUUCGGAUAGAUGUUUUUCUCAUGGUACUGAUUCCACUGAUGGAGAUUUUCGUGCUACAAGAUCUUCUCU
Racocetra fulgida is the source of this 142-nucleotide messenger RNA. The record is from the annotation of a GenBank genome assembly. NCBI's taxonomy places the organism in Eukaryota, Fungi, Glomeromycota, Glomeromycetes, Diversisporales, Gigasporaceae.